UCGUGAUUGGUCAGUGGUGUGAAGACAUCAUGGCGGCGGUUCGCCGCUGUGAUGUGUUCGUGUAGAAGAAGAAAACGUGUGCUCUGCACAGUGUCUGAGACUCUUACGAUAAGCUAAAGCUAAAGCUAACAGUGGAAGCUUUCUCACUGACCGAAGGACUGGACCCUUGAGCUAAGCUAACAUGCUAACCUGCAGCCCUGGACCAGCCGGUCCCUGGAGGAUGUGCUCAGCUGGAGUCAUGUGGACCACGUGGACCACGGGUGAACCGAGCCUCAAGAAGCACAGACCUGAAGUCAUUGUGUGGACCCCACCCCCCAGAGUGACCUCCAUGACCCACUGAAGAUGAAGCUGUGAUGUCAGAAGUCCGACACGAUGGCUGCAGUGAUGAACUUUGACCCGGAAGUGCACCGCUGCAGUCGCCCCUCAGUGUACGGCUGUCCUCCUUCGGUCCCUGGACCUGUGGACCGGAGCGUCUCAGCCUCUGGAGGAACCGGCGGGAUGGAUCUCAAAGCGGCUUCACCGGUAAAAAGAACCGAGCGACUCGCUGCUCGUCUUCCAACCGCAGGGCCCGACACCGGAGCGGACGCAGCUGAAGAGUUUGGAAAUGUUGAAAUCAAAAGUGAACCGGAAGCAGACGUGGAGAUCCAGUCCUAUCCCGUCCUGAAGAACCUGCUCGUCAAACUGACGGACUGUAGGAUGUGGCUGGAGGGGCGGGACUUCCUGUCUCUGGACGAUCACCCUGAGCUCUGUGACCACAGACCCAGCCAGCACUGCUCAACGAUUACCGGCAGCAGGAAGAUGGUCUACUGCUCCGAGUGUACCAGAGGUUUCUAUAAGAAGUCUCACCUGGAGGCUCACCUGAGGAUUCACGGAGGACUGAAACCCAAUGAGUGCUGGCAGUGUGGGAAAACCUACCCGACCCUGAUGAGCCUUGUCAUCCAUCAGCAUAUCCACAAUCGCAAGGAACUGUACCAGUGCUCGUACUGUGACCAGACCUUCGCUCUGAAGAGGGACUGGAAGACCCACCACAGGACACACUCCGGGACCAAACCCUUCAAAUGCUGGUUCUGUGGGGACGGCUUCGACGAGCGGGAAGAGCUCACUGAGCACCUGGAGUUGCACAAGGGGGAGAAGUGUUACCACUGUAAUGUCUGCGACAAGAUGUUCAUCUCUUACCAGGGUUUCAACUUCCACCGCAAAUCGCACAAGAACCAGAAGCUGCUGUCCUGCCCCAAAUGCAUUAAGACGUUCAGCAACCCUCAGAGUCUGAAGCUCCACCAGGUGACUCACUCCAACAGGAAGCCACAUAAAUGCCCCACGUGUGGUAAAGGCUUCAAGCUGCAGAGCGGCCUGCACUGCCACCAGAGGACCCACGAGGACCUCAGGGCCUACCACUGCACCGAGUGUGGCAAAUGUUUCUCCAGCCUCCAGGGUCUGAAACUGCACAACCGCACCCACACUGGACUGAAGCCCUAUAAGUGCACCGAGUGUGGGAAGAGGUUCACCCAGUCCCCCCACCUCAAGUCUCACAUGGUCACACAUACUGGAGAGCGGCCAUUUCUGUGCAUCACCUGCGGCAAGAGAUUCACUCAGUCGUCUCACCUGAAGUCCCACAACAAGCUGUUCCACAUUGGUGAGAAGCCGUUCUCCUGUGACGACUGCGGAAAGAGCUUCACCAUUGCUCACUACUUGAAGAUGCACAGACUGAGCCACACCAAAGAAAAGCUGUAUCAUUGCUCGUACUGCGAGAAGUCCUUCUCCUACCACAACUCCUGGAGGGCCCAUGAGAGGAUCCACACCGGCGAGCGCCCGUUCACCUGCCAGGACUGUGGCCAGAGCUUCAUCACGUCAGGCUCGCUGCUGAGCCACCAGAGAUCCAAACACACUGGAGAGAAGAACCACUAUUGCAUCACCUGCGGAGAGUUCUUCUUCACCAGCUCGCUGCUGCGGGUCCACCAGCUCAACCACACGGGCGAGCGGCCGCAUGCCUGCAUCUGUGGCAAAACCUUUAAAACUAAAGGAGUGCUGCGCUACCACCUGAAGAGGUUCACCGACCACAGGCCUACUGGAUGAACGGCCGUUUGGAAAAUAUCUGGAUUUUUGAGAACACAAAUGAUGCAGGUCUGAGACUGAGGGAAGAGACAGGUGCAUGCAGGUGUAAUGCAACUGGAGGUUAGUUACUGUAGUUUUCCAGCAGGUGGUGCUGCAGUGACAGAUCAUGAAGAUGCUUUAAAACACUAACACAUUGAUGCCAUUUCAGUCAAAACUCCAACCUGUUGAUUUGACUCAGUGUGACAUCACUGCCUGAUUCUAUUCAGCUGCUUUUAUUUCCAUGGUGGACGAUGAUCACAGACAGAUCAACAAUAUGUCUCCUCAGAUACUUCCUGACAGUAACUCCUCUCUUCAUUCACCUUCCAUCAAGCUUCUAACUGUUUCCUCUAACCAGUGCUGGAGCUACUCUUCUGUGUCUGACGUUCUCAGUUACACGUGGCGUCUACUGCACUUGUGUCCGUCCUGGGAGACGGGUCCUCACGUGUCUCUGAGGUCUCUACGUUCUUUUCCCUGUUGAAAGGUUUUUUAGUAGUUUUACUCUUGAGUUAAGAACCGAUGAGGUCACAGCUCGUUAACCCUAUGAGACAAACUGUGAUUUGUGAAUAUGAGCUGUACAAACAACAUUUGAUUGAUUGAUUUUGAAAAGGAGCCGAUCGGUCAAUUCAGCUGCAAAUUCUUAAAAAAUGAUUCGUUUCUUGCACUCACUGGUUUUUUCUCUUGUUUGUUAAUCUUUGAAUCCAAAGCUGCGUUUACAGAUUUAUUUUUUUCCUAAAACGAGUGAAUAAGAUGAUCAUUAAAAAAACGUGCAUGUUUACUGAUGAUCACUAUGGAAUCAUUUAAAGAAAGAAGAAACGAAGCACCAAGAAUCUGCAGCUGCAGAAACAUGUCUGAACCAACUGCACAUGUGAACAUCACGUUAGGAUGAGGAAAAACUUCAGUUGUUUGAACGUUAGUCAGUUCGAUCCUGAAGGAGCAGCUUCAUUUCACUCACUUUGUUCCCCCUCUGUGUGUUUGCCAGAUCAUUGAUGAAUCAAACAUGUAUGAAGCACUUUGUUAUUUUAUAGACUGAAAGUGCAGAACUCAAUCAGGUUUCUGUGUAAUCCACAUUUGUGGCUCCAUAACAUUCAGAGGUCACUAUGCGUCUCAAUGAAAAUACUGAUUUGAUUGGUCGACAGGUGGCACAGACUUUACAGGUGUUGGAGGUUCACAUGUUCGGUUCAAACCAAGUGGGAGGAGCUCAAUCUAAAAUCCUGAAUGUAAACCAUGAAGGUUCUGGACAUGAAGACCAGACAGGACUCCGCUCAUGUUACCUGGACAAACACUAACAACUUGUACUAAUUGGUUGUUUGACUGAAAUUCAGGAAGUCAAUCAUCUUUUCAUUGUCCUGAUUUUGAAGUAGUGUGACUACAGCCAAUCAGUAGCAGAGCAGCAGCGAGACCAACAAUGACUCCAGCAUGGACCGAAGGGUGAAAGGUGGACUGGUAGUUGGAUAGGUGCCAGUUUGCCUAGGCACUACCUGUGUGCCCUUGAGCAAGGCACCGAACCCCCCAAUUGCUCCCCCGGAGCCUUCAUGGCUGCCUACUGUUCCGUGUGGUCACUGUGUGUAUUGUGUUCUGUGUGUGCUGUGUUCACACGGAUGGGUUAAAUGCAGAGGUCAUAGUUCCCCAUGUUGCAUGAAGUGCUGUGUGUGCAUGAUUGUGGGACAAUAAAAAUCAGAAUCAGAAGUUUUAUUAAUCCCAGUAGGAAUCUUUAGGAUUUGAAACACCACAUUUAGGAACCGUCCUUGUCGACUUUGGUCUGGUCCUGGUUCUCUGGAGACUUUUUAAUGACACCAGCUGCUUUGUUUCUCAGAUUUGAACCAAUGAUACAGUUUUUGAGGCUGGUGUGCCUCCAUACACAAUCAUCCAUCUGUGUCAUCCUGUUCUUCUCUUUCACAAUAAAAGUUCAAACCUGUACCGAG
Molecule: messenger RNA, 4013 nt
Organism: Paralichthys olivaceus (Japanese flounder)
Lineage: Eukaryota; Metazoa; Chordata; Actinopteri; Pleuronectiformes; Paralichthyidae
Product: oocyte zinc finger protein XlCOF6-like
Biological process (GO): regulation of transcription by RNA polymerase II
Cellular component (GO): nucleus
Molecular function (GO): DNA-binding transcription factor activity, RNA polymerase II-specific; RNA polymerase II cis-regulatory region sequence-specific DNA binding
Source: RefSeq, a predicted model, not a curated record